AUGGCAGCCAGUGAUGUAACUGUAGGGGUCAUCUUCCUGGCACAGAUUUUUGUUGGCUCUCUGGGCAAUUCCUCUCUUCUCCUCCAUUUUCUGGUCCUUGACUUCACUGGGGGUAGGGUAAGACACACAGACUUGAUCCUUAAGCACUUGACUGUGGCCAACUUGUUAACUCUCCUAUGUAGAGGAGUUCCCCAGACAGUGGCAGCUUUGGGAAUGAAAGUUUUCCUUAGUGAUUUGGAAUGCAAGCUGCUUUUCUAUGUUCACAGGGUGGGAAGAAGUGUCUCCAUUGGCAGCACCUGCCUCCUGAGCAGCUUCCAGGCCAUUACCAUCAGUCCUGGGGACUCCAGGUGGGCAGCACUUAAAGAGAAAGCUCUCAGAUACAUGUGCUCCUCCACACGCCUAAACUGGAUUCUGUAUGGCCUUUUAAAUGUUAUGUUUCCAGUGGUCAUGACUGGAAACUGGAGUCACAGAAACAUCACCUGCCUAAAAGAUUUUGGAUACUGUUCUGCUGCUCGUCAUGACACAACCACAGACUCACUGUUUGCAGCUUUGCUCUCAUUCCCUGAUGCUGUGUGUGUGGGGCUCAUGCUCUGGUCCAGCAGCUCCAUGGUGUACAUCCUGCACAGGCACAAGCAGAGAAUGCAGCACGUUCAUAAGGUCAGAUCCCCAAAGUCCUCCCCUGAGCCACCAAAACCAUCCUCCUCCUGGUGA
Sciurus carolinensis (gray squirrel) is the source of this 711-nucleotide messenger RNA. RefSeq names its product vomeronasal type-1 receptor 4-like. The record is from RefSeq and is a predicted model, not a curated record. Bases 1 to 711 code for a protein of 236 amino acids. The transcript has a single exon. Gene Ontology annotation, molecular function: pheromone receptor activity. Gene Ontology annotation, cellular component: membrane. NCBI's taxonomy places the organism in Eukaryota, Metazoa, Chordata, Mammalia, Rodentia, Sciuridae. Gene Ontology annotation, biological process: G protein-coupled receptor signaling pathway.